This is a messenger RNA of Meriones unguiculatus (Mongolian gerbil), 2417 nucleotides long. It is a transcript of the gene Tdrkh, whose product is annotated as tudor and KH domain containing. Bases 168 to 1853 code for a protein of 561 amino acids. The record is from RefSeq and is a predicted model, not a curated record. The transcript is spliced from 14 exons. Gene Ontology annotation, molecular function: RNA binding. Gene Ontology annotation, biological process: spermatogenesis. NCBI's taxonomy places the organism in Eukaryota, Metazoa, Chordata, Mammalia, Rodentia, Muridae.
UGCGGGCGCGCCGCGGGGGCGGGGAAAGCGGAGGCUGAAGAGCGACUCGCGGGACUGCGGCGCGGUGAGAGCGAGGGAGCGGCGGCGGCGGCGGCGCUGGUCUGGUGAGGUGCGAGGCGAGCGCGCGACUCUGGAGGAGCGGAUGUUAAGUCAGAGUACAGAAGAAAAUGUCCACCAAACAAACUUCAUGGACAAGCCUGUCCACUAUUCAAAAAAUAGCCCUGGGCCUUGGAAUCCCAGCAAGUGCAACAGUUGCCUACAUCCUAUACCGCCGAUAUAGGGAAAGCAGAGAAGAGCGAUUGACAUUUGUUGGAGAAGAUGACAUUGAGAUAGAGAUGCGAGUUCCCCAGGAGGCUGUGAAGCUCAUCAUUGGUCGACAAGGAGCCAAUAUUAAACAGCUUCGGAAACAGACAGGUGCUCGGAUUGAUGUGGACACUGAGGAUGUAGGCGAUGAGCGAGUACUGCUUAUCAGUGGUUUUCCUGUUCAGGUGUGCAAGGCCAAAGCAGCAAUCCAUCAGAUCCUGACAGAGAACACUCCAGUGUUUGAGCAACUCUCAGUUCCCCAGAGAUCUGUGGGCAGAAUCAUAGGGAGAGGCGGCGAGACAAUUCGAUCUAUCUGUAAGGCUUCUGGAGCCAAAAUUACUUGUGACAAAGAAUCAGAGGGAACCCUACUACUCUCAAGACUUAUAAAAAUCUCAGGAACACAGAAGGAAGUGGCAGCAGCUAAGCAUCUGAUAUUGGAGAAAGUUUCAGAAGAUGAAGAACUUCGGAAGAGAAUUGCCCAUUCUGCAGAAACCAGAGUUCCACGAAAGCAGCCAAUCAGUGUAAGAAGAGAGGAAGUGACAGAGCCUGGUGGAGCUGGAGAAGCAGCUUUAUGGAAAAAUACCAAUACUAGCAUGGGGCCAGCUGCACCCCUGGAGGUUCCUCUCCGAAAAGGAGGUGGUGAUAUGGUUGUUGUAGGACCAAAAGAAGGUUCCUGGGAGAAACCUAAUGAUGACAGCUUUCAGAAUUCUGGUGCCCAGAGCAGUCCAGAGACGUCCAUGUUUGAAAUUCCCAGUCCUGACUUCAGUUUCCAUGCUGAUGAGUACCUAGAAGUCUUCGUUUCCGCUUCUGAGCACCCUAACCACUUUUGGAUCCAGAUCGUUGGCUCCCGCAGCCUGCAAUUGGAUAAACUUGUCAGUGAGAUGACCCAGCACUAUGAGAAUAGUCUGCCUGAAGACUUGACUGUGAACAUAGGAGACAUUGUAGCAGCACCUUUAUCUACAAAUGGUUUUUGGUAUCGAGCCCGGGUUCUUGGAACUUUGGAAAAUGGAAACUUGGACCUCUACUUCGUUGACUUUGGAGAUAAUGGAGACUGUCCACUGAAGGAUCUCAGGGCCCUCAGGAGUGACUUUCUAAGCCUCCCAUUUCAAGCAAUAGAAUGCAGUCUGGCACGGAUUGCCCCCUCAGGUGAACAGUGGGAAGAAGAAGCUCUAGAUGAGUUUGACAGACUCACUCACUGUGCUGACUGGGAGCCCCUAGUGGCCAAGAUCUCUAGCUAUGUCCAGGCUGGAGUCUCAACUUGGCCAAAGAUCUAUUUAUAUGAUACCAGCAAAGGGAAGAAACUUGAUAUUGGGCUAGAAUUAGUUCGUAAAGGCUAUGCAAUCGAACUUCCUGAAGACAUGGAAGAAAACAGAACUGUCCCAGAUAUGUUGAAGGACAUGGCCACAGAAACAGAUGCUUCUCUUGCCAGCAUACUCACUGAAACCAAAAAGAGCCCUGAAGAGAUACCACAUACCCUCUCCUGCCUCAGCUUAUCAGAAGCUGCCUCUAUGUCUGGUGAUGAUAACCUUGAAGAAGGUGACUUAUUCUGAAGUCUGGGCUUCGCUACUGGAUCAGCAGUCUGCUUUGCUGUGUGGACAUCAAUCCAGAAAACCACACCUUAAAAAUGAAGAGUUGUGAAGCUCAGUCACAACAACUGAUCCAUAACUGCACCCAAGGUAUAGGGAUUGCUGUAGAAGAGGAGGCACAAAGAUUCUAUGUACCAGAGGAACAGGAAGUUGCUGUGAAACUGUGUCUCCUAGAAAUGUCAGGGAAGCUACAUCCAUGAAUUUUUACUGAGAAACGGGAAAGCUCACAAGGCCUCAACCCCAGACAAAGAGCUGCAGGCAACUAAAGAAUGCAAAGAACAGGAGCAACAGUAUUCCUCAGGGAAGAGCACACCAGCUGCUUACCAGUACCAAAUGGUCAGCUCUGAAAACAUAUGUAUGGCCUGGAGAGAUGGCUCAGUGGUUAAGAGCUCUGUCUGCUUUUCCAAGGAUCAUGAGUUCAAUUCCUGGUGACCACAUGGUGGUUCACAACCAUCUAUGCUGUAAACUGAUUCCCUCUUCUGGCAGAUGUAAAUGCAGAUAGAACACUCAUAUACAUAAAAUAAAUAA